UAUGGAUGUCAGAAAGGAUAAACACUGUAUGCAGCUCUAGAGUCCUGAACGUAGGGUUUCCUCUACUAUAAUCAUAUAAAUGGCUGAAGCAGAACAGACAAUGAUGUCAUAGACCGCCUACUUGAAGCUUCUAGAACAAAGAACUGGAGUGAGAACACGAAAACCACCAGCAGCGGAGAGCUUGUAACAGGUUUUCUGGAGGUAUUUGCUUCAACAUCAGGGCCAUGAUUCCAACUGGCUGUAAAUAGAAAGAAGAAGCACCAGAUAAGUGUACUAUCCAUCUAGACAAUGAUGCAACCAACAUAACAAGCCACAGCCCUGAUGCAAGGAAUAAAAAAACUUCUGCUGCUCGGGAUCCAAGAAGGUAGCUCUCAUGUUUCCAUUAUUUGUAGGCUUUUAAAAGAAAGGUGCAAGGCACAGGGGGGAAAUUUGUCUUGCCCAUACAGCAAGGGCUGUUGUCCCAAGGCCCCAACUACUAAAUUAGCAAGUGUUAAGCAAAAGAAUGGAUGACUCUGAACCACCACUUGACCAGGAGACUCCUGGGAAUGAUGAAAUAUUAGAUGAGGAGCAGAAACGUAAUGAUGAUGCUAGUGAGGAAGAUUACAGUGGGACAAAUCAUUUGCAGGAGAGUGGGGAUACUGCACCAAUAAUGGAGCAAAGAGCCAUAUACAGAUCAGUUUCUGAUAAAGAUAGGAUUAACCAAUCUCUGCAGACAGACAGCAAAGUGAGCGUUUUCAGGCAGAAAACACUAAUUGACCGGAGUCAGCAGACAGAUGUUUGUGGCGGUUCAGAAAGCAGUAUAACAUCUCUAAGGAAAGAAUCCCGCUUUAGCAGUUCUCAGUUCGAAGGCCAAAAAUCCCAACACAGCAGUCAACAAUCUAUUAGUCGUCAGGAUGGUCAUAGCCGAGCAUCUUCUUGGAUGCAAUCUGAGAUUAAUUUUCCUGAUGACACUGAGUCAACAAUAGUGCCCGAUUCUGGCUAUGAAAGUGAACAAGUGGAGGAAUCCCGACGUAGCAGUCUAAUAUCUCAAAUGUAUGGCUUUCCCAUUUGUGGCCAAGAACAAUCUCGAAGGAGCAGCCAGCAGUCCACUGGCACCCACAUUUUGCAAGGCCAAAAGAUGGCCCAAGGACAGGCCGUAGAUAAUGCUGAUAUAGCUGAGGAAACAACUUGGUUCAAUAAAAGAACAGGCGUAUAUGUAAUAUCUAGACAUCAGCAAACAAGUAUAAUUUGGGGCCCAGAAACACUUGCAGAAAUUUUACUACCUUUUAAAGAAUCCAUUAAAAGCAAAACAGUAGAAAAAGAGAUGUUAAAAGAGGAGGCAGCACUAGUUUCUUCACUGGAUACAGAAAGGGCACAGCCUGCAGUUGAAGAAUAUCAUCACAGCAAGCAAAAGACAGAAGAGCAAGAAUCAAAGAGACCUAGUCAAGCGCCUACUGUAACGGGAUCUCUUUACAGUAUCCAACAAAUAGAGGGGCAAGAAUCAAAGAGACCUAGUCAAGCACCUUCUGUACAAGGAUCUCUUCACAGUAUCCAACAAAUAGAGGGGCAAGAGUCAAAGAGACCUAGUCAAGCGCCUCCUGUAACAGAAUCUCUUUACAGUAUCCAACAAAUAGAGGGGCAAGAAUCAAAGAGACCUAGUCAAGCGCCUCCUGUAACAGAAUCUCUUUACAGUAUCCAACAAAUAGAGGGGCUAGAAUCGAAGAGACCUAGUCAAGCACCUUCUGUACAAGGAUCUCUUCACAGUAUCCAACAAAUAGAGGGACAAGAAUCAAAGAGACCUAGUCAAGCGCCUCCUGUAACAGAAUCUCUUUACAGUAUCCAACAAAUAGAGGGGCAAGAAUCGAAGAGACCUAGUCAAGCACCUUCUGUACAAGGAUCUCUUCACAGUAUCCAACAAAUAGAGGGACAAGAAUCAAAGAGACCUAGUCAAGCGCCUCCUGUAACAGAAUCUCUUUACAGUAUCCAACAAAUAGAGGGGCAAGAAUCGAAGAGACCUAGUCAAGCACCUUCUGUACAAGGAUCUCUUCACAGUAUCCAACAAAUAGAGGGACAAGAAUCAAAGAGACCUAGUCAAGCGCCUCCUGUAACAGAAUCUCUUUACAGUAUCCAACAAAUAGAGGGGCAAGAAUCAAAGAGACCUAGUCAAGCGCCUCCUGUACAGGGAUCUCUUUACAGUAUCCAACAAAUAGAGGGGCAAGAAUCGAAGAGACCUAGCCAAGCGCCUCCUGUACAGGGAUCUCUUUACAGUAUCCAACAAAUAGAGGGGCAAGAAUCAAAGAGACCUAGUCAAGCGCCUCCUGUACAGGGAUCUCUUUACAGUAUCCAACAAAUAGAGGGGCAAGAAUCGAAGAGACCUAGUCAAGCACCUCCUGUACAGGGAUCUCUUUACAGUAUCCAACAAAUAGAGGGGCAAGAAUCGAAGAGACCUAGUCAAGCACCUUCUGUACAAGGAUCUCUUCACAGUAUCCAACAAAUAGAGGGACAAGAAUCAAAGAGACCUAGUCAAGCGCCUCCUGUAACAGAAUCUCUUUACAGUAUCCAACAAAUAGAGGGGCUAGAAUCGAAGAGACCUAGUCAAGCACCUUCUGUACAAGGAUCUCUUCACAGUAUCCAACAAAUAGAGGGACAAGAAUCAAAGAGACCUAGUCAAGUGCCUUCUGUAACAGGAUCUCUUUACAGUAUCCAACAAAUAAAGGGGCAAGAAUCAAAGAGACCUAGUCAAGCGCCUUCUGUAACAGGAUCUCUUUACAGUAUCAAACAAAUAGAGGGGCAAGAAUCAAAGAGACCUAGUCAAGCACCUUCUGUAACAGGAUCUCUUUACAGUAUCCAACAAAUAGAGGGGCAAGAAUCAAAGAGACCUAGUCAAGCACCUAUUGUACAAGGAUCUCUUCACAGUAUCAAACAAAUAGACGGGCAAGAAUCAAAGAGACCUAGUCAAGCGCCUCCUGUAACAGGAUCUCUUUACAGUAUCCAACAAAUAGAGGGGCUAGAAUCAAAAGGUCCUAGUCAAGCACCUUCUGUACAAGGAUCUCUUCACAGUAUCAAACAAAUAGAGGGGCAAGAAUCAAAGAGACCUAGUCAAGUGCCUCCUGUACAGGGAUCUCUUUACAGUAUCCAACAAAUAGAGGGGCAAGAAUCAAAGAGACCUAGUCAAGCGCCUCCUGUACAAGGAUCUCUUCACAGUAUCCAACAAAUAGAGGGACAAGAAUCAAAGAGACCUAGACAAGCGCCUCCUGUAACAGAAUCUCUUUACAGUAUCCAACAAAUAGAGGGGCUAGAAUCGAAGAGACCUAGUCAAACACCUUCUGUACAAGGAUCUCUUCACAGUAUCCAACAAAUAGAGGGACAAGAAUCAAAGAGACCUAGUCAAGCGCCUCCUGAAACAGAAUCUCUUUACAGUAUCCAACAAAUAGAGGGGCUAGAAUCGAAGAGACCUAGUCAAGCCCCUUCUGUACAAGGAUCUCUUCACAGUAUCAAACAAAUAGAGGGGCAAGAAUCAAAGAGACCUAGUCAAGCGCCUUCUGUAACAGGAUCUCUUUACAGUAUCCAACAAAUAAAGGGGCAAGAAUCAAAGAGACCUAGUCAAGCGCCUUCUGUAACAGGAUCUCUUUACAGUAUCCAACAAAUAGAGGGGCAAGAAUCAAAGAGACCUAGUCAAGCGCCUUCUGUAACAGGAUCUCUUUACAGUAUCCAACAAAUAGAGGGGCAAGAAUCAAAGAGACCUAGUCAAGCGCCUUCUGUAACAGGAUCUCUUUACAGUAUCCAACAAAUAGAGGGGCAAGAAUCAAAGAGACCUAGUCAAGCGCCUCCUGUAAAAGAAUCUCUUUACAGUAUCCAACAAAUAGAGGGGCUAGAAUCGAAGAGACCUAGUCAAGCACCUUCUGUACAAGGAUCUUUUCACAGUAUCAAACAAAUAGAGGGGCAAGAAUCAAAGAGACCUAGUCAAGCGCCUUCUGUAACAGGAUCUCUUUACAGUAUCCAACAAAUAAAGGGGCAAGAAUCAAAGAGACCUAGUCAAGCGCCUUCUGUAACAGGAUCUCUUUACAGUAUCCAACAAAUAGAGGGGCAAGAAUCAAAGAGACCUAGUCAAGCGCCUUCUGUAACAGGAUCUCUUUACAGUAUCCAACAAAUAGAGGGGCAAGAAUCAAAGAGACCUAGUCAAGCGCCUUCUGUAACAGGAUCUCUUUACAGUAUCCAACAAAUAAAGGGGCAAGAAUCAAAGAGACCUAGUCAAGCACCUCCUGUAACAGGAUCUCUUUACAGUAUCCAACAAAUAGAGGGGCAAGAAUCAAAGAGACCUAGUCAAGCACCUUCUGUACAAGGAUCUCUUCACAGUAUCAAACAAAUAGAGGGGCAAGAAUCAAAGAGACCUAGUCAAGCACCUUCUGUAACAGGAUCUCUUUACAGUAUCCAACAAAUAGAGGGGCAAGAAUCGAAGAGACCUAGUCAAGCACCUACUGUACAAGGAUCUCUUCACAGUAUCCAACAAAUAGAGGGGCAAGAAUCAAAGAGACCUAGUCAAGUACCUACGGUACCUGGAUCUCUUUACAGUAUGCAACAAAUAGAGGGGCUAGAAUCAAAGAGACCUAGUCAAGCACCUACUGUAACGGGAUCUCUUAAUAGCAUCAAACAAAUAGAGGGGCAAGAAUCAAAGAGACCUAGUCAAGCACCUACUGUAACGGGAUCUCUUUAUAGCAUCAAACAAAUAGAGGGGCAAGAAUCAAAGAGACCUAGUCAAGCACCUAGUGUACAAGGAUCUCUUCAAAGUAUCCAACAAAUAGAGGGGCAAGAAUCAAUAAAACCUAUCCAAGCGCUUAAUGUAGAAGGAUCUCUUUACAGUAUCCAACAAAUACAGGGGCAAGAAUCAAAGAUGUCUAUUCAAGCACCUACUGUUCCGGGAUCUUUUUACAGCAUUCAAAAAGUAGAGGGGCAAGAAUCGAAGAGACCUAGUCAAGCGCCUACAGUAUCGGGAUCUCUUUACAGUAUCAAACAAAUAGAGGGGCAAGAAUUAAAGAGACCUAGUCAAGCACCUACUGUUCAAGGAUCUCUUCACAGUAUCCAACAAAUAGAGGGGCAAGAAUCAAUGAAACCUAGCCAAGUGCUUAAUGUACAAGGAUCUCUUCAGAGUAUCCAACAACUACAAGGGCAAGAAUCAAAGAUGCCUAGUCAAGCGCCUACUGUUCCAGGAUCUUUUUACAGCAUUCAAAACAUAGAGGAGAAAGAAUCAAAGAUGCCUAGUCAAGCGCCUACGGUACCGGGAUCUCUUUACAGUAUCCAACAAAUACAGUGGCAAGAAUCGAAGACACCUAGUCAAGCACCUAUGGUACCGGGAUCUCUUUACAGUAUCCAACAAAUAGAGGGGCUAGAAUCUAAGAGACCUAGUCAAGCGCCUACUGUACAAGGAUCUAUUUACAGUAUCCAACAAAUAGAGGGGCAAGAAUCUAUGAGACCUAGUCAAGCACCUACUGUACCGGGAUCUCUUUAUAGUAUCAAACAAAUAGAGGGGCAAGAAUCUAUGAGACCUAGUCAAGCACCUAUUGUACCGGAGUCUCUUUACAGUAUCCAACAAAUAGAGGGGCUAGAAUCUAAGAGACCAAGUCAAGCACCUACUGUACCGGGAUCUCUUUACAGUAUCCAACUAAUAGAGGGGCUAGAAUCGAAGAGACCUAGUCAAGUACCUACGUUACCUGGAUCUCUUUACAGUAUGAAACAACUAGAGGGGCAAGAAUCAAUAAAACCUAGCCAAGUGCUUAAUGUACAAGGAUCUCUUCAGAGUAUCCAACAAAUACAAGGGCAAGAAUCAAAGAUGCCUAGUCAAGCGCCUGCUGUUCCAGGAUCUCUUUACAGCCUUCAAAAAGUAGAGGGGCAAGAAAUGAAGAGACCUAGUCAAGCGCCUACAGUAUCUGGAUCUCUGUACAGUAUCAAACAAAUAGAGGGGCAAGAAUCAAAGAGACCUAGUCAAGCACCUCCUGUAACAGGAUCUCUUUACAGUAUCCAACAAAUAGAGAGGCUAGAAUCGAAGAGACCUAGUCAAGCCCCUUCUGUACAAGGAUCUCUUCACAGUAUCAAACAAAUAGAGGGGCAAGAAUCGAAGAGACCUAGUCAAGCGCCUACUGUAACAGGAUCUCUUUACAGUAUCCAACAAAUAGAGGGGCUAGAAUCGAAGAGACCUAGUCAAGCACCUACUGUACAAGGAUCUCUUCACAGUAUGCAACAAAUAGAGGGGCAAGAAUCAAAGAGACCUAGUCAAGCACCUACUGUAAAAGGGUCUCUUCAGAGUAUCAAACAAGUAGAGGGGCAAGAAUCAAAGAGACCCAGUCAAGCGCCUACUGUAACAGGAUCUCUUUACAGUAUCCAACAAAUAGAGGGGCAAGAAUCAAAGAGACCUAGUCAAGCACCUACUGUACAAGGAUCUCUUCAGAGUAUCAAACAAGUAGAGGGGCAAGAAUCAAAGAGACCUAGUCAAGCGCCUACUAUAACAGGAUCUCUUUACAGUAUCCAACAAAUAGAGGGGCUAGAAUCGAAGAGACCUAGUCAAGCCCCUUCUGUACAAGGAUCUCUUCACAGUAUCAAACAAAUAGAGGGGCAAGAAUCAAAGAGACCUAGCCAAGUGCCUACUGUACAAGGAUCUCUUUACAGUAUCAAACAAAUAGAGGGGCAAGAAUCAAUAAAACCUAGUCAAGCGCCUACUGUACAAGGAUCUCUUUACAGCCUCCAACAAAUGGAGGGGCUAGAAUCAAAGAGACCUAGUCUAGCGCCUACUGUUACGGGAUCUCUUUAUAGUAUUCAACAAAUUCAGGGACAAGAAUCAAAGAAACCUAGUCAAGCACCUACUGUUCCAGGAUCUCUUUACAGCAUUCAAAAAAUAGAUGGGCAAGAAUCAAAGAAACUGAGUCAAGCACCUACUGUACAAGGAUCCCUUCACAGUAUCCAGCAAAUAGAGGGGCAAGAAUCAAAGAGACCUAGUCUAGCGCCUACUGUUACAGGAUCUCUUUAUAGCAUUCAGCAAAUUCAGGGGCAAGAAUCAAAGAAACCUAGUCAAGCACCUACUGUUCCAGGAUCUCUUUACAGCAUUCAAAAAAUAGAGGGGCAAGAAUCAAAGAUACCGAGUCAAGCGUCUAUUGUACAAGGAUCCCUUCACAGUAUCCAAGAAAUACAGGGGCAGGAAUCAAAGAGACCUAGUCAAGCGCCUACUGUACAAGGAUCUCUUCACAGUAUCCAGGAAAUACAGGGGCAAGAAUCAAAGAGACCUAGUCAAGCACCUACUGUACAAGGAUCUCUUCACAGUAUCCAACAAAUAGAGGGGCAAGAAUCAAAGAGACCUAGUCAAGCGCCUACUGUAACAGGAUCUCUUUACAGUAUCCAACAAAUAGAGGGGCAAGAAUCAAAGAUGGCUAGUCAAGCGCCUACUGUUCCGGGAUCUCUUUACAGCAUUCAAAACAUAGAGGGGAAAGAAUCAAAGAUGACUAGUCAAACUCCUCUGGUACCGGGAUCUCUUUACAGUAUCCAACAAAUAGAGGGGCUAGAAUCUAAGAGACCUAGUCAAACACCUACUGUACAAGGAUCUCUUCACAGAAUUAAGCAAAUAGGGGGGCAAGAAUCGAAGAGACCUAGUCUAACGCCUACUGUACAAGGAUCUCUUCAAAGUAUUCAAAAGACAGCAGGGCAACAGUAUAGGGCUGAUCAAUCUAGGCCAGAGGACCAAAAGAUAAGGCGACGUAGAAAAGUAUGCAAAAAUAAAGUUGACCAAUGUCAACAGACAGAUAGUGCAGAGAGUCUCAAAAAAAUACUGUCUGAAAAGUGUCUACAGACAGAUACGUCUAAAAGUGAAAGCAUUGCCACAGCAGUUGAAUUGCCUGAUUCUGUCUGUGGCACACAUCAACUCCCACAAAAAAUUGAUAUGGACAUUCUUCCAGCUCAGUUGAAAGAUACCUGUUCUGACAGCCAUCCACUUGUAGAACAUGCAAUCUGUAGCAAUAUGCUACCACAAGAAAUGCCGGAUUCCAAUCGUGAAGUCAAGCAGGAAGACAUUCAAGAACUUCACUCUCGCAGUCUUCCAGCAGAAUUAGAAGGUUCUUGCCGUGAUAAUAGGCAAGAGUAUGAACCUCUAGAAUACCGCCAGAGUAGCCUUCCUAUUAAACUGGACUAUUCUCAGCGUGAUAGCAAGCCAAUUGCUUUGCAAGACCUCACUUAUGGCAGAUUCCCAGAUAAGGUAAAAGAAUCUGAACAUGGUGGUGAGAAACCUUUGGAAGAAUAUGGUCAGAGCAGCCUUUCUUUUGCACUGGAAGAAUGUCAUCGUCUUUAUGAAGAGAGAAUGCGGCAGGACUCCCAGUAUGACAGUCAGAAAUCUCUCAAAGUGGUACGUAAGAUGGAUUCUGCUUGUGAGCCUAGUCCCUCCUCUAUGUUUGAUAGUCAGACAAUGUUGCCUAAACAAUCUAUGUCUGCUCAGCAGACAUAUAGCACUAUUUCAUUACAGGGAACUUCUUGGCUACAUAAACAAACUGGCAAACUAAUGACAAACCAAAGCCAACAGACCAGUGAUAGUUGGCUCCAGAAAAAGAGGGCGAAAAAACAGAUGUCUACAAGGAAAGAAACAAUGUCAAGGAGUGAUGUAACUGAGGUUCAAGAAUCACCAGAAGUAACGGAUCAACAAGCUGUUGAAUUUGAAUCUCGAAGAGUCAGUCAACAAUAUGCUGCCCCAGACUUCCAGAGAAACCAUGAACCACCUAGUGUGCCUGAGUCCCGGAGGCCUAGUGAACCACCUAGUGUGCCUGCAUCCCAGAAGGCCAGUGAAAUACUAGCUGUACCGGAGUCCCGAAAGGGCAGCAAAGUAUAUACCAUAACUGAGUCCCGGAAGGCCAGUGAAUUAUCUGCUCUACCAGAGUCCCAGAAGUCCAGUAAAACAUAUGUUGUAUCUCCAUCUCGAAAGCUUAGCAAAGCACCUGAUUUACCUGAAUCACCAGAAGUAACGGAUCAACAAGCUGUAGAAUAUGAAUCUCGAAGAGUCAGUCAACAAUAUGCUGCCCCAGACUUCCAGAGAAACCAUGAACCACCUAGUGUGCCUGAGUCCCGGAGGCCUAGUGAACCACCUAGUGUGCCUGCAUCCCGGAAGGCCAGUGAAAUACCAGCUGUACCAGAGUCCCGAAAGGGCAGCAAAGUAUAUACCAUAACUGAGUCCCGGAAGGCCAGUGAAUUACCUGCUCCACCAGAGUCCCAGAAGUCUAGUAAAACAUAUGUUGUAUCUCCAUCUCGAAAGCUUAGCAAAGCACCUGAUUUACCUGAAUCACCAGAAGUAACGGAUCAACAAGCUGUUGAAUGUGAAUCUCGAAGAGUCAGUCAACAAUAUGCUGCCCCAGACUUCCAGAGAAACCAUGAACCACCUAGUGUGCCUGAGUCCCGGAGGCCUAGUGAACCACCUAGUGUGCCUGCAUCCCGGAAGGCCAGUGAAAUACCAGCUGUACCGGAGUCCCAAAAGGGCAGCAAAGUAUAUACCAUAACUGAGUCCCGGAAGGCCAGUGAAUUACCUGCUCUACCAGAGUCCCAGAAGUCUAGUAAAACAUAUGUUGUAUCUCCAUCUCGAAAGCUUAGCAAAACACCUGAUUUACCUGAGUCCCGGAAAGCUAGUGAGCAAACUUUUGUGCCUCAAUCCUGUCCAAUCAGUGUAGAACCUACUAUACUCGAGUUUCCAAGGACAAGUGAAGCACCUGUCAUGCUUGAAUCCCAAAGUUUCAGUAAAACAUCUAUCUUAUCUGAAACCUGGAGGGCUAGUGAACAACUUGCUGCGCCUGGGUCUCAAAGGGCCAGUCAAGCAUUUGCUAUAUCUGAGUCUCGGAAAGCUAGUGCAGCACCUACUGAGCUUGAGCCCCGGAGAUCUAGUGAACCACCUGCUGUAUUUGAGUCCCAAAGGGCCAGUGUAGUGGCUGGUUUAUUAGAGUACAAAAGUGCUAGCGAACCAUGUGCUGUACUUGAGUCCCGAAGGGUCAGUGAAAUACCUGCUGUAUCUGAGUUUCAGGGGAUUAGUGAACAACUUUCUGCAUCUCGACAAAUCAGUGUAGCAUCUACUGUAUUAGAGUUCCGGAGGGCUAGUGAACCACCUGGUGUACCUGCCUCCCAAAGGUCCAGUGAAGUACAUGUUUUACCCGAAUCUCGGAGAGCUAGUGAACCUGCUGUGCUUGAGUCUCAGAGAGCCAGUGAGUCACCUGUUUUGCAGGACUCCCGACAAACCAGUAAAAUGUCUACAAUGCUUGAGUCCCAGAAAGGCAGUGAAGAAGUUAUAAUAUCUAGGCCCCUGAAGGGCAGUGAACUGUCCACUGUACCACAGUCCCGAAAGGGUAGUCAACAGUCUAAUGCAGCACAGAGCCUGAAGGGAAGGGAGCAGCCUCCAGUUCCAGAAUCCCAGAAGGAUAGUCAGGAGCAAAUUGUUGAAGGGCAUGGAAGCAAGCAAAUGUUAGAUCAGGAAUUUCAAAAGAGUAGCCAACAGCCCCCAAAGACUCAAUCUCAUUUGGAUGCUGCAAGAAUCAGUGAAGUGCCACGUGGUUUCAAAAAUGAGGUAAACAUACCAAAGCAAAAGAUUUCAUUUACCGAGAAGGCCCAGCAAACAUAUAGCAUUAUUUCUGUGGAGGUAAAUACUUGGAUAAACAGAAGGACUGGGAAACAAAUGACAUGUAGUACUCAACAAACUGAGAAGAGUUGGCUUCAGGAUUAUCUUUCAAGGAAAAGAAAACGCGCAUCGAAAGGAAGCCUGAACAGUUCUGCUGCAGCUGAACCAGAAAAUAUGAAAUUAGAGAAACCAGUCAGCCCUGAGAGUGGUGAAAAAGAUGGUGUAAAACACCAGCAAAUUAGUAGGCAUGAGCCACAAGUGGAAAUCGAUAUGGUGACUGAGAAUCAAGGUCUAACCUCUUUUGAAAGGGAUGAAACAGAAAGAGAUACUCAGAAGAUUCUCAAAGGGAAGAUCUCUGAACACAGUCAAAAGAAAGAGAUACUACAGUCUCUGAGAGGGAGCCUGCAGGAAGAUGUGCCACAGUCCCAAUGGUGCUGCUCAAAGCAUGCAGAACCAGAGGAGGAAGUGCUGUUGUCAAGGCAGGCCAGUCAACCUAUAGAGGUGCAAGAGUCCCGGAGGGGAAUUCAGCAAGUGGAAGUCCAAGAGUCCCGGGAAGGCAAUCAGCAGAUGGAAGUAUCCCAGAGGGGAAGUCAGCAGGUGGAGAUGCAAGAGUCUCGGAGGGGCACUCAACAAGAAGAUAUCCAAGUAUCCCGAAGGGGCAGUCAGCAGGCAGAGAUGCAAGCAUCCCGGAGGGGCAGUCAGCAGAUGGAAGUGCAAGAGUCUCAGAGAAGCACUCAACAGGGAGACGUCCAAACAUCCUGGUGGGGCACUCAGCAGGCGGAGGUGCAAGAUUCCUGCAAGGGAAGCCAACAAGGGGAUCUUCAAGAGUCCCGGAAGGGCAGCCAGCAGGCAGAUAUGCAAACAUCCCGAAGGGGCAGUCAGCAGAUAGAGGUCCAGGAGUCCAGGAGGGGCACGCAGCAAACAGAGGUCCAAGCAUCCCGAAGGGGCAGUCAGCAGAUAGAGGUCCAGGAGUCCAGGAGGGGCACGCAGCAAACAGAGGUCCAAGCAUCCCAAAGGGGCAGUCAGCAGAUAGAGAUCCAGGAGUCCAGGAGAGGCACGCAGCAAACAGAGGUCCAAGCAUCCCGAAGGGGCAGUCAGCAGAUAGAGGUCCAGGAGUCCAGGAGGGGCACUCAGCAAACAGAGGUCCAAGCAUCCCGAAGGGGCAGUCAGCAGGUAGAGGUCGAGGAGUCCAGGAGGGGCACGCAGCAAACAGAGGUCCAAGCAUCCCGAAGGGGCAGUCAGCAGGUAGAGGUCCAGGAGUCCAGGAGGGGCACUCAGCAAACAGAGGUCCAAGCAUCCCAAAGGGGCAGUCAGCAGAUAGAGGUCGAGGAGUCCAGGAGGGGCACGCAGCAAACAGAGGUCCAAGCAUCCCGAACGGGCAGUCAGCAGAUAGAGGUCGAGGAGUCCAGGAGGGGCACUCAGCAAACAGAGGUCCAAGCAUCACGAAGGGGCAGUCAGCAGAUAGAGGUCGAGGAGUCCAGGAGGGGCACGGAGCAAACAGAGGUUCAAGCAUCCCGAAGGGGCAGUCAGCAGAUAGAGGUCCAGGAGUCCAGGAGAGGCACGCAGCAAACAGAGAUCCAAGCAUCCCGAAGGGGCAGUCAGCAGGCAGAAGUACAAGCAUCCCGUAGGGGCAGUCAGCAGGCAGAAGUACAAGCAUCCCGUAGGGGCAGUCAGCAGGCAGAAGUACAAGCAUCCCGAAGGGGCAGUCAGCAGGCAGAAGUACAAGCAUCCCGUAGGGGCAGUCAGCAGGCAGAAGUACAAGCAUCCCGAAGGGGCAGUCAGCAGGCAGAAGUACAAGCAUCCCGUAGGGGCAGUCAGCAGGCAGAAGUACAAGCAUCCCGAAGGGGCAGUCAGCAGGCAGAAGUACAAGCAUCCCGUAGGGGCAGUCUGCAGAUGGAAGUGCAAGAGUCCCGGAGGAACACUCAGCAAGCAGAGAUCCAAGCAUCCCAAAGGGGCAAUCUGCAGGUGGAAGUGCAAGAAUCCCAGAGCAACACCCAGCAAGCAGAGAUCCAAGCAUCCCGGAGGGGGAGUCAGCAGGUGGAGGCCCAAGAAUCCCAGGGAGCCACUCAGCAAGAAGACAUCCAGGCAUCCCGGAGGGGCAGUCUGCAGAUGGAAGUGCAAGAGUCCCGGAGGGAUACUCAGCAAGCAGAAGUCCAAGCAUCCUGGAGGGGCAGUCAGCAGAUGGAGGCCCAAGAGUCCCAGGGGGCCACUCAGGAAGAAUACAUCCUAGCAUCUCGAAGGGGCAGUCAGCAGGCAGAAGUGCAAGCAUCCUGUAGGGGCAGUCUGCAGAUGGAAGUGCAAGAGUCCCAGAGGGGCACUCAGCAAGCAGAUGUGCACGAAUCCCAGGGAAAUAGUCAAUAUGUGAAGAUGCAAGAGUCCCGGAUGGGCAGUCAGCAGGCGGAGGUACCAGCAUCCCGGAGGUGUAGUCAGCAGGCUGAGGUUCAGGACAGUAAACAGGCAGAGGUGCAAACAUCUGAGAGUGGCACUCAACCGGUGGAAGUGGAAACAUCCUGGGCUAGCAUUCAGCAGGUAGAAGUACAUGCAUCCAGGAAGGGUAGUCAGCAGGCAGAGGUGCAAAUGUCCCGGAGGGGCAGUAAGCAGGGUGAGUUGCAAGAAUGUCAGAAAGACAACCAACAGGGAGAGCCCUGGAGAGGCAGGCAGCAGAUUGAUGUGCCUGAGUCCCCAAAAGAAUGCCAGAGGGCACAGGUUCUCCAUUCUCUACAAAACAGUGUUCUACAAACAGCACCAUGCUCCCAACAAAGUCCCCAACAAGCCGAGAAGUUAGAAUCUCAGCAAGUUAGCCACUUUGAUACCAAGCAGGACUCCCAGCAAGAAAACCAGCAGUUGGUGAAUGUUGAGUUUCAAUAUAGUGACAUGUUAUGGAACACAUCAGGAGGUCAAAUACAAGACCUUGGCAAUUCUGAAAGCAAGAGUACACUUGGGAGCCUAUCAUCAAUAUAUGUUGAGGCAGAAGAUCAAGCUCUGCAGACCUACAGCAUAGUUUCUUUAGAAAAUGGAAUUUUGUUGAAUAGAAAAACAGGCAGAAUCUUGACAAGCCAUAGUCAACAGACAAGUGCCACUGCUGUUAAUUCAGUGUAUAACCGAGCUCAGGAAGACCUCAGAGAUGCAGUACAAGGGCCAGAGCCAUCUGAAUCCAGAUUAAAGCAACCUGAAGGGAAAUCAGGUCAGGAAUCUCCACAUCGUAGUCAAACAGCUGAAAAUGAUGUAUCAAGUAUUACGACCACAUCAUCCUGGAGGGAACGGCAGUUCUCUGAUGAUGCUCAGAAAGACAUAGAGAAAGUGCUAACAGCCUAUACAAGUGAGUCUACCUUGCUGAGUGCACAGUCAUCAUUAACAUAUGCAGAAGUGGAUUAUGCCUCCAGGAUUUCUAGCAAUGUUUCUGUGCGUGAAGGAAGCUGGAUAAACAUUAAAACGGGCAGGCUGCUAGCAUCGCAAGGUCAGCAAACUGACAUAUAUGCGGAAGAUGGCUAACCUGCACACCAUUCAAGUUCUUCACUGGAGUGAUCAUAAUCAGAUUGAUAAAUGAAGGCCACCAGCCAGCCUGCCACAUUGAUGAACCCUAUGAGGAAUUUGAGAUGCCAAGAUAUUGAUGCCCUGAGAGAAAUUUGGAGACCUCUGAGUAUCAGCAGUCGCUAAGAAUUUUGCUGGUAGAAGAGCAAGACUAAGGCUUCUGGAAACAUGGGAAGCAGAAUAAAAAUGGGGAAACCUAUAUAUUUCGUGGUUCA
This is a messenger RNA of Anolis carolinensis (green anole), 14346 nucleotides long. RefSeq lists its product as uncharacterized. The record is from RefSeq and is a predicted model, not a curated record. Lineage: Eukaryota; Metazoa; Chordata; Lepidosauria; Squamata; Anolidae. The transcript has a single exon. Bases 503 to 14092 code for a protein of 4529 amino acids.